Messenger RNA from Nannospalax galili (Upper Galilee mountains blind mole rat), 2566 nucleotides. It is a transcript of the gene Gabpa, whose product is annotated as GA binding protein transcription factor subunit alpha. The transcript has 11 exons. The record is from RefSeq and is a predicted model, not a curated record. NCBI's taxonomy places the organism in Eukaryota, Metazoa, Chordata, Mammalia, Rodentia, Spalacidae. Gene Ontology annotation, cellular component: nucleus. Gene Ontology annotation, biological process: regulation of transcription by RNA polymerase II; cell differentiation. The coding region runs from base 443 to 1807 and encodes 454 amino acids. Gene Ontology annotation, molecular function: DNA-binding transcription factor activity, RNA polymerase II-specific; sequence-specific DNA binding.
CUGCACGUGGAGUCCGCGCCGCCGCCGUCCCCAGCCGGCUCUGGAGCACGGGCGAGGGCCACGGGGCCGAUUCCGGAGCUGCAAACAUUUCGUAUGUAUGGGCAAGUGAGAAGGCUCAACAGGUAGAGACGCUUGCAGACCUGAAGACCUGAAUUCAAUCCCCAGAUUCCAGAAGGUGGCCAAAGAGAACUGACCUUCACGAAUUGUUCUCUGACCUCUGGCAACAGUCCUGUGCUCACUCUGAUGCACAUACAAAAAGUAAAUGUUUUAGAGGAAGUACAGAUUCAUCUGCAAAUGUUAACAUACCAGAUUUUGAGACGCCUUCUAGGACUUUCUUUUUAGACAUGAGAGUAAGCUUUCUGAAGCUGCUGUGGACUGCUUCGAGUUGAAACACAAACCUGGAGGCCUACAGUAAGGACUGAGCUUUUGAAAUACUUCAACCAUGACUAAGAGAGAAGCAGAAGAGCUCAUAGAAAUUGAGAUUGAUGGAACUGAGAAACCAGAAUGCACAGAAGAAAGCAUUGUGGAACAAACCUACACACCGGCUGAAUGUGUAAGCCAGGCCAUAGACAUCAAUGAACCAAUAGGCAAUUUAAAGAAACUACUAGAACCAAGAUUGCAGUGUUCGUUGGAUGCUCAUGAAAUUUGCUUGCAAGAUAUCCAGCUGGAUCCAGAACGAAGCUUGUUUGACCAAGGAGUAAAAACAGAUGGAACUGUACAGCUUAGUGUACAGGUAAUUUCUUACCAAGGAAUUGAACCAAAGCUAAACAUUCUUGAAAUUGUUAAAACUGCGGAAACAGUUGAAGUGGUUAUUGAUCCAGAUGCCCACCAUGCAGAGGCAGAAGCACAUCUCGUGGAAGAAGCCCAAGUGAUAACUCUUGAUGGCACAAAGCACAUAACAACUAUUUCAGAUGAGACCUCGGAACAAGUGACAAGAUGGGCUGCUGCCCUGGAAGGCUAUAGGAAAGAACAAGAACGCCUUGGGAUACCCUAUGAUCCUAUACAGUGGUCCACAGACCAAGUCCUGCAUUGGGUGGUUUGGGUAAUGAAGGAGUUCAGCAUGACUGAUAUAGACCUCACCACACUCAACAUUUCGGGAAGAGAAUUAUGUAGUCUCAACCAAGAAGAUUUUUUUCAGCGGGUCCCUCGGGGAGAAAUUCUCUGGAGUCAUCUGGAGCUUCUUCGAAAAUAUGUUUUGGCAAGCCAAGAACAGCAGAUGAAUGAGAUAGUUACAAUUGACCAGCCUGUGCAAAUUAUUCCAGCAUCUGUGCAGUCUGCUACACCAACUACCAUUAAAGUCAUAAACAGUAGUGCAAAGGCAGCCAAAGUACAAAGAGCUCCAAGGAUUUCAGGAGAGGAUAGAAGCUCGCCUGGGAACAGAACAGGAAACAAUGGUCAGAUCCAACUGUGGCAAUUUUUGCUAGAACUUCUCACUGACAAGGAUGCUCGCGACUGUAUUUCUUGGGUUGGUGAUGAAGGUGAAUUUAAACUAAAUCAGCCUGAAUUGGUUGCACAAAAAUGGGGACAACGUAAAAACAAGCCUACAAUGAACUAUGAGAAACUCAGCCGUGCGUUACGGUAUUAUUAUGAUGGGGACAUGAUUUGUAAAGUUCAAGGCAAGAGAUUUGUGUACAAGUUUGUCUGUGACUUGAAGACUCUUAUUGGAUACAGUGCAGCAGAAUUGAACCGUUUGGUCACAGAAUGUGAACAGAAGAAACUUGCAAAGAUGCAGCUCCAUGGAAUUGCCCAGCCAGUCACAGCCGUAGCCCUGGCUGCUGCCUCUCUACAAGCAGAAAAAGACAAUUGAGACCCAGGACCUUCUGAUAGUCUAAGGUUUUUCUUAAAUAUUCAGAGCAAGCAUUGCUCUAACCUUUAUUACUGAAUUUGAAUCUUAUUUCUAGAUUGUACAAUCUGAUGCAUGAUUUUUUUUAUAACUAUUUCAUACUCUUGUGAAUUUGGAUCUUUUUACUUUGAGCAUAUAUUUUAGAAAAUAUGUUAAAGGAUCACCACGAUGCCUGCAGUACAAGAGCAGGUUCAUUGUGGGGUAGUUUGUUAACAGUCAGGAAAGCUAAACUGGUCAGUAUUAACGUCUAGCCCUACCAAAAAUAGCCAGUAGCAUCUGAAGAUGUAAAGUAAUUGAAGCAUCUUCAGGAAACAGUCUGGCCUAACUAUUUUUGAAAUGUAGCUGUUUCCUCUCUGCUGCUUUGGAUGCUGCUUUACAUAGAACCCGAAAAAGGAAUUCUCAGAUAAAGCAUGUGUGCCUGUUUCAUCUAAUCAAGCAGAGCUAAAUGUUUAUACCAGUUAAAAUUAUACCAAUAAGUUACUAAACUAUCAGGUUAUUAAUUUAUAUAUUUGCAAGUAAACGAUAGUAAGUUAAUUGUCAAAGAGCAGUGCUUGAAGGAGGAGAUCCAAGUUUAAAUUUGGCUUAAUUCAAGCCAUUAUUAAUGGUUUUCUGUAUAGAUUAUUCAUUAUGUCAGUCCAAGAACUUGAAUUAUUUUGAGAGAGGCAUUUAAUUCUAAUAAACAGCUAUUACAAAAAUUCCAAAAUGAUCUUAUUUUUUCUCUCA